GAGUUGUAGGCUGCAGCGAGCGAUUAGUGUGUGGCGUGGUCAAGCCUUACGCUGUGGCCAGAGCCCCGGAAUCUGGUUUCGGAGCUGAUUCUCCUUUCGGUUCGGGAGCUGGGGGCCACCGUGGCGGGGCGAUGCGAGACGGCGGGCCGCUGGGGCGAGCCGGGCUGGUGCUGCUCCUUAUGGCCGCCGGGUCGGGAGCGAGGCCGCGGCCUACCGCCCCCGGGGACCAGCCCCCAUCUAAUGUGGUGCUGGUUGCCUGCGACUCCUUGGAUGGACGCUUAACAUUUUUUCCAGGAAAUCAGACUGUGGAUUUACCUUCCAUAAAUUUUAUGAAAAGACAUGGCACUGUCUUUCUCAAUGCCUACACCAAUUCUCCAAUUUGUUGUCCUUCCCGUGCAGCUAUGUGGAGUGGUCUUUUCACUCAUUUAACAGAAUCUUGGAAUAACUUCAAAGGGCUAGAUCCAGAUUAUGUAACAUGGAUGGAUAUCAUGGAAAAGCAUGGCUACCGUACACAGAAGUUUGGGAAAUUGGAUUUUACUUCUGGACAUCAUUCAGUAAGUAACCGUGUGGAAGCUUGGACUAGGGAUGUUAACUUCCUGCUCCGACAAGAAGCAAGACCCAUGGUGAAACUUACAGGCCAUAGGAAGCAGUUUAGAGUGAUGGAAACAGAUUGGCGGAACACUGAUAAAGCAGUAAAUUGGAUAAAGGAAGAAGCUGUUAACUUUACUCAACCAUUUGUUCUUUACUUGGGGCUAAAUUUACCACACCCAUAUCCAUCACCCUAUGCAGGAGAAAAUUUUGGAUCCUCUACAUUUUUAACAUCUCCCUAUUGGCUUGAAAAGGUAAAUUAUGAAGCUAUUAAAAUACCCAAGUGGUCUUCUCUUUCAGAGAUGCAUCCAGUAGACUAUUACUCAUCAUACACCAAGAACUGCACAGGAGAGUUUACAACAGAAGAAGUGAGAAAUAUUAGAGCAUUUUACUAUGCUAUGUGUGCAGAGACAGAUGCCAUGCUGGGUGAGAUUAUUUCAGCUCUGCGAGAUACUGGGCUUCUUGGAAAAACAAUCAUUAUAUUCACUGCAGAUCAUGGAGAACUUGCUAUGGAACACCGUCAAUUCUAUAAAAUGAGCAUGUAUGAGGGAAGUUCCCAUGUUCCUCUUUUAGUUAUGGGGCCAGGUGUAAGAGAGCAGCAGCAAAUACCAAAUGUAGUAUCUCUUGUGGAUAUAUAUCCUACUAUGCUUGAUAUAGCAAGAAUUACUGUCCCACAGAACCUAAGUGGAUAUUCUCUUACACCGCUGCUAUGUGAAAAUGCUGAGAGCGAAGCAUCAGCCAGCAGAGCUCGGCCCUCAUGGGUGCUGAGUGAAUUUCAUGGGUGCAAUGUGAAUUCCUCUGUGUAUAUGCUGAGAACUGGCAAGUGGAAAUACAUCACAUACUCGGAUGGCUCUUCAGUAUCGCCCCAACUCUUUGACCUGACUGCUGAUCCAGAUGAGCUUACAAAUGUUGCCUUAAAAUUCCCAGUAACUGUACAUUCCUUGGACAAAAUACUUCGCUCUGUAGUUAACUAUCCUAAAGUUUCUUCUGCUGUUCAGGAGUAUAACAAACAACAGUUCAUCAGUUGGAAGCAAAGUUUGGGUCACAAUUACUCAAGCGUUAUUGCAAACCUUAGGUGGCAUCAAGACUGGCUAAAGGAUCGGAAAAAGUAUGAGAAUGCAAUUGACAAGUGGCUGGGCUCCUAAUUGAACAUGUGUACAAGUGAAGAAGAAUCUGAUCUCUGGUCAUCAUCAUAAAUUGGAAAAAAAAAGCAACAAAAAAAUCCCACUGCAAAAGCAACAACAACACAAACAAACAAAAACCCUCUUGCCAAACCUAUGAGUAGAGCAGUUCUCUGAAAAAUGAUAGUGUGAUUUGCAUAACAUAAAUUAAAAAUUGCUUGAAUGCAGUUUGAUUCUGUAAGUAAAUGCACAUCAGUGAGUGGAGAACUGAAAACUAAAAUGUACACAGAAGCGACACAAUUGAAGCUUGCAGGAAGUUAACAGAAAAAUACUAUUUCCCAUUUUUCCAGUGACCUGACAAAAAAAGUAGUUUUGGAAGAAGGUUGAGAUUUAGGUAACAACUCUUCCACGUAA
This is a messenger RNA of Cyanistes caeruleus (blue tit), 2123 nucleotides long. It is a transcript of the gene ARSK, whose product is annotated as arylsulfatase family member K. Lineage: Eukaryota; Metazoa; Chordata; Aves; Passeriformes; Paridae. Gene Ontology annotation, molecular function: arylsulfatase activity; glucuronate-2-sulfatase activity. The record is from RefSeq and is a predicted model, not a curated record.